CUUCAAUUCUGUAUGUUACUACUACUACUACUACUACUACUACUACUACUACUACUACUACUACUACUACUACUACUACUACUACUACUACUACUACUACUACUACUACUACUACUACUACUACUACUACUACUACUACUACUACUACUACUACUACUACUACUACUACUACUACUACUACUACUACUACUACUACUACUACUACUACUACUACUACUACUACUACUACUACUACUACUACUACUACUACUACUACUACUACUACUACUACUACUACUACUACUGCUACUACUACUACUACUACUACUACUACUACUACUACUACUACUACUACUACUACUACUACUACUACUACUACUACUACUACUACUACUACUACUACUACUACUACUACUACUACUACUACUACUACUACUACUACUACUACUACUACUACUACUACUACUACUACUACUACUACUACUACUACUACUACUACUACUACUACUACUACUACUACUACUACUACUACUACUACUACUACUACUACUACUACUACUACUACUACUACUACUACUACUACUACUACUACUACUACUACUACUACUACUACUACUACUACUACUACUACUACUACUACUACUACUACUACUACUACUACUACUACUACUACUACUACUACUACUACUACUACUACUACUACUACUACUACUACUACUACUACUACUUGUAUUUCAUGA
Messenger RNA from Trichobilharzia szidati, 719 nucleotides. The record is from the annotation of a GenBank genome assembly. Lineage: Eukaryota; Metazoa; Platyhelminthes; Trematoda; Strigeidida; Schistosomatidae.